CUGGGCGGCCUGUUUCCAAUCCACUUCCCCUCCGGCGAUUCGUCGUCGGCUUCUCCGUGCGGACCGGUGUGGCCGCAGGCACUAGAGUGGGUCGAGGCGAUGCUGUACGCAAUAGACAGAAUAAACGCAGAUCCGGACCUGCUACCUGGUGUCGAGCUUGGCUACGAUAUUCGAGACACGUGUCUCAGCGAGACUCUGGGACUCGACGAGGCCAUCGAUCUAAUCAUCACGGCAGUAAUCUGA
This is a messenger RNA of Geodia barretti, 243 nucleotides long. NCBI's taxonomy places the organism in Eukaryota, Metazoa, Porifera, Demospongiae, Tetractinellida, Geodiidae. The record is from the annotation of a GenBank genome assembly.